Messenger RNA from Trichophyton rubrum CBS 118892, 645 nucleotides. RefSeq names its product secondary thiamine-phosphate synthase enzyme. The transcript is spliced from 2 exons. The record is from RefSeq and is a predicted model, not a curated record. Lineage: Eukaryota; Fungi; Ascomycota; Eurotiomycetes; Onygenales; Arthrodermataceae. The coding region runs from base 1 to 645 and encodes 214 amino acids.
AUGACGUCGUGGUCGCAAACCACAUCAAAUCGAGCUUCGUGGCUUCACAUCUUCCUCAUCCUCAUCUUCAUCCUCGCUUUCUUCCCGGACCUCUUCAUCACCGUUCCUUACCUCAUCUACCAACUGCUCUCCUCGUCCUCACAGCCGCGCGCGCCUCCUCAACCAGAGCUCCCGCCGUGCUCAGCUAUCUGCACACCUGCAAUACCCACCAUGUCUUGGUUCCAGAAAAGGAUCACUCUCCCCAGCCGUUCGCGAGGAUCAUAUCUUGUCACAGACCAUAUAGUAUCUCAGAUCCCGGAGAUUUCUUCCUACAAGACCGGCAUACUUCACCUCUUUGUCCAACACACAAGCUGUGCUCUGAGUCUGAACGAGAACUAUGACUCAGACGUGCGGGAGGAUAUGAGCGACGCUUUGGAUAGAAUCGCACCUGAAGACCACAAGGGAUCUUUGUACCGUCACAGCGCAGAGGGGCCAGAUGACAUGCCGGCCCACGUCAAAUCCUCUCUGAUCGGUGCAUCUGUCACAAUUCCAAUUACGAACGGGCGGCUGGCUACAGGAAUGUGGCAGGGAAUAUGGUACCUGGAAUUCCGCACCAGUAAGCAUAUCCGGAAUGUUGUGGCUACGAUCCAAGGAGAAAAGGCGUGA